Molecule: messenger RNA, 677 nt
Organism: Cydia strobilella
Lineage: Eukaryota; Metazoa; Arthropoda; Insecta; Lepidoptera; Tortricidae
Exons: 2
Coding region: 20-451 (143 amino acids)
Source: RefSeq, a predicted model, not a curated record
AACUACAAAAUUAUUAGAAAUGAUAACAAGGAGUCGAACUAAAGCGGUAACAUCAAGCGCACGACCACCACCCCCGCCCGCCUCGUCCAGUUCCUCGUCCACAUCGUCGUCAGGCGACGAGUUUGCAACGGCGCCUGACACAGACGCGUCCAGUGACGAGAGCGGGCCGCCGCCGCCGCCGCCGCCACGACCACCUGCGCGACGAGGGCGGCCACCGCUGCCGGCACGCUUGGGGCCUGCGGGACAUCCUGCCCCGCCCACGGCUCCCGCUGCCGGUGGUAUAGUGCGUCGCAUGAGAUGGUCUCAAUCCAUUAAUGAGAAUGUCAUGCGCGCCUAUUAUGGGGCUACAGAGGGGGGAACACAGCUAUCCGCGUAUCGUUCAAGAAUACUGCCACUGUUUCAGGUUCUUGAACCCACCAUCACCGUCGAAGAGUCUCGACCAACACCUUGAGAGACUCUCGCUAGGUGGUUGGAUCAAGGGUCAGAUGCAGAAGGCGGUGAUCUUGGACACGGCGCGGAUAGUCCGCCGGUUCCUCUCUCUGCGGCCCUGACCACCGGCAGCUUGGGCCCUGCCCCGCUGCUGGCGGCACCCUAGGUUAGGUUUUUUAUAAUUUGUUUAUAUGUAUUUUGUAUUGUUUUGUAAGUGUUUUUAUAUUUUACUUUUAUAUGCAUAUUAU